Paralichthys olivaceus (Japanese flounder) is the source of this 3120-nucleotide messenger RNA. It is a transcript of the gene nrg3b, whose product is annotated as neuregulin 3b. Gene Ontology annotation, biological process: animal organ development; intracellular signal transduction; nervous system development. The record is from RefSeq and is a predicted model, not a curated record. Gene Ontology annotation, molecular function: chemorepellent activity. NCBI's taxonomy places the organism in Eukaryota, Metazoa, Chordata, Actinopteri, Pleuronectiformes, Paralichthyidae.
GGAUUUAUCAUCGCUUCGUUUAGCGCCUCCCGCCUCUCUCACCUGUCCAUAACCCGUGCGCGCCUGUGGAAGUGUGUAUAUCCUUGUGUAUAUUUGUGUGUGUGUGUGUGUGUACGUGCGCGGAUGCGUGUGCUUGGUUUGUUGUCCGCCAGAGGGAGUGUAGGUUAUAUUGCUUGUGUAUGCAUUUGAGUGUUGUGCCAGAUUUUAAUUAGUAGUGGCUACGUGACAGUGAGUGAUUGUGUCUGCUUGUGGGCGUUUGUGUGUGAGUUCGUGUGUUACAUUUGUGCAUGUAGAUACAGUAUAUAGUCAAGGCAUUGUGCCUGUGUACUAGCUUAAGAUGCCCAGCUUUUCUUUUGCACCACAUCCCCUUCCUAGUGCGUGUCCUUGUGUUGUUUGGCCACCUGUUUGACCUCCCGUACAUAUUAAAGAGACCCAAACCUCCAGCAGGAUGAGUGAGCGCUCUGGUGCAAGCACUCUGGCAGCCAUGACGCUGGAGGAGCCAGGGGCUGAACAGGCAUCUCCCCGAGCCCCAGGCCCGCUCCGCUGUGGCCCUUGUGCUGUGUGGCCUCGCCAGCAGACAUGGCUGUGUGCCGUUCCCCUGGUAAUGGGCUUUGUGGGUCUGGGACUCAGUCUCAUGCUGCUGAAAUGGAUUGUGGUGGGAUCUGUACAAGACUAUGUCCCCACUGAUCUGGUGGAUCCUAAAGGUAGCAUUGGACAGGACCCUAUAUUUCUCUCUAAACCCAGUGCCAUGCCCAAGGGGCCCGACAUUUCCACCGCCACCACUACUUCAACUGCCUCUACCACAACAAUAGUGUCGACUACCAUGCCACUAGCUGCGGAUGGUACUGCCCCAUCGCCAAGAACUCGAAUUGGGCCACCAGCAAACCACUCAGCCAAUGGCAGCACUGCCAAUGGAGAUGGCAACCGCGCACCACACCUUCACAAUCGCGUUGGCACCCGCAUUAGUGGAACUGUGGUCACCUCCUCCACCACUCGCGCCACCCGACUCACCCCACCACCCAGCGGUAAGGAGGUCGACCCUCGCAGCACUGUUAGAAAAGGAAGCACUAGUAAUGGACAUAAUGGGGCUGGCAACUCAAAGCCAGGGCAGACUUCUGCUACCGUCGCCAGCACAGCAUCCACUUCAUCCACCGCUACUGUGAGGACCAACUCCAAGGUGCAGCCGACCACCUCCCAACCAGCACCACCGAUAAAACCCACGUCGCGCUGGAGCCACGGGCGCCCCGGCAAAGGCCCAGCCACACGCCCACACCACCGUUUCCGAACACCAGUGGCCCCCACGCUCCCCAGUCCACGUUCGGAAGUCUUCAAGCCUUGUGUGGAAGAUAAGGACCUGGCCUUCUGUCUGAACGAGGGUGAAUGCUCAAUCAUUGAAACGGUGGCCGGGGUUCACAGGCACUGCAGGUGUAAGGAGGGCUACCACGGACUCCGCUGCGACCAGUUUGUACCCAAGACAGACGCUAUCCUGUCAGACCCGAUGGAUGAACUUGGGAUCGAGUUCAUGGAGAGCGGUGACACCUACCAGCGGCAGGUGCUGUCCAUCUUCAGCAUCGCCUCGGGGAUCUGUCUGCUCGGAGUGGCGUGUAUGGCUCUCUACCGCCGCAACAAGAGACACAGGGAAAAACUCCAGGCUCAUUUCUCCGAUAGCCGCAGCCUGAGGGACUGCAGUGUCCACGCCUCUGGCCUCAUGUCCAAAUCCACUCCCAGGCUUCAAUACAGCCUGCAACUCCAAAAGAGCUGCAGUUCUCAUGGAUCAUCUGUUAAGGGCGGCAGCGUAGCCCCAGGCACAUCCACGGCGUCCCCUCCUCUUCUCAGCAGAGCGCUGUCCAAAGGGAAACGCUUCAGGAGUAGCUCCCUGUCUCUUAGUCCUGCCCAACAACGGAGGGAGAAUCAUUUUUUCAGGACCCCCCCCAUUUCCAGAGGGAAACACAAGAUAACAACAAACCUCCUCGAUGGAUCCCGAGUGGUCGGACAUGUCUACAAACACUUGCAGGAGGAUGAGUCAACAGACAUGGAGUCUUUAAGAAGGUGUGAUUCUGCCAGUGGAAGGGUCGGCGCCCUCCUCAGCAGGACCUCACUCUCCCAAUUUGCAGCCAAAAAAGGAUGGACCGAGGUUCCCUGCACCCGCCUGGAUAAGGGAACAACUUUCCUACCACCUUCCCUUCGCACCCGCUCCGUGCCCAUCAUCCCCUCCCUCCAAGCGACUGACCCUGAAGCGGGGCGUGUGGAUUCGAGCGAGCGGAACCAAGGCGGGCUCCUCAAGUGGCAUCCUGUGCUGGCUGGAAAGACAGCAGUGCCCAUUAGCAAUUCUCCCUCUCUCCCCUGUGAGACUGUGGUGCUGCCGCCUGGUGUUAUGCCCAGCAGUGUUAGCCCUCCUGCCACCGCCGCGGCUCCGCUUGGUCCAUGGAGGAAUCCCAGCUCUGCACAAACACCCUGCUCCGCUGAAAUUACAGUGGAACUCGUGCAGGAAUUAAAACAGAAAAGCCUUUCCAGCUCCGUGAAAAUGUCUGGCUCUCACAACGAGAUCCAACACGGUGGCAGAAACACUCUCGAGACUGGAAGUGUGCAGGAGUCGGAAUGGAAAAGCGUCCAAUAUUCAGCCAGAGCUCUGCACACAGGCAGCGGGACCAGAGGAUGGAAGGCAGCAGGCCAAAGAGAAGCCCAGGGGCAGUGCCAAGGUCAGACAUCUCUCAUGUACGGAGGCGCAAACUGCUCCUUGGCCACCAGAGGACCCAGCUGCAGAGGAACUGGAAACGCUUAUGCCAAGCCCUCCACGAGCUGAUCGGAUUAACUCUGUAAAGGCUUCAUAGACACUGUUUCCAAUAACUGUAUACCUUUGCUGGUGGCACAGGAUGGUUAGCAGGUGGGACUAUCUGUGUGGCCACGCGGACCAAUAACAGAUUGCAGUCGAUCUUGAAGGAAUGUGCACAGAUUGAACUGCAGAGGGACAGACACAAACAAAAAGACAUAUAAUUACAAAGACAAAGAGACAAAUCAACACACAGUGUGAAUAAAUGUGACUCAAUAAGGAAAAACAAAUCCGUGACUGGAGUGGGAGCUUGAUAGUGUAUUGGAAAAAAAAAAAAAUGCCACUAUUUA